AGUGAGCGAGGAUUCAGGGCGUGAGCGCGCAGAGCUGUUGCCGGAUGAGUGUCGCGCGCCGUCCCUGACCAAAGCAGCACAUGAGCGCGCGUGUGUGCGUGUGCGCUCCUUUCACAUUAUUCUCAUCAUUUUUAUUACCGAUUGUGAGUGAUUGAUUGAUUUAUAUAUCAUGUCUGUGCUGGAGGAGUACGAGCGCGCGCCCAAGCGCCUGAAGGUCUCCGCUGAAGAUGAGGAGGAGCUGGAGGAAGGCGAGGAGUCAGACUCAGCAUCCGCGGGGCUCAUGGGUGACGAUGAGGAGGAUGAAGGGCAGAGCAGAGCGCGAUGGAGCUCCGCGGACAGGAAGGAUAACGGCUCCGAGACUCACCGCAUCGCUCCGUCUCCCGUCGUUCAUGUCCGAGGAUUGUGUGAAUCUGUGGUGGAGGCUGAUCUGGUCGAGGCCUUGGAAAAAUUCGGAAACAUCUGUUACGUGAUGAUGAUGCCGUUCAAGCGUCAGGCUCUGGUGGAGUUCGAGGAGGUCCAGAGCGCCGACCGCUGCGUGGCGUGCGGCUCCCAGGAGCCCGUCUACAUCGCCGGUCAGCAGGCCUACUUCAACUACUCCACCAGCAAACGCAUCACGCGGCCCACCAACGCCGACGACCCCAACAGCGGGAACAAAGUGCUGCUGCUGUCCAUCCAGAACCCGCUCUACCCCAUCACUACGGAUGUUUUGUACACAGUCUGUAAUCCAAUCGGAAAUGUGCUACGGAUUGUGAUCUUCAAGAGAAAUGGAAUCCAAGCCAUGGUGGAGUUUGAAUCCAUCCAGAACGCCCAGAAGGCCAAAGCCGCCCUCAACGGGGCUGACAUCUACGCCGGCUGCUGCACGCUGAAAAUCGAAUACGCUCGGCCCUCACGCCUCAACGUCAUCAGAAACGACAACGACAGCUGGGACUACACCAAACCCUUCCUGCUGCGACGAGAGCGCGGUAAAGGCCGACAGCGGCAGGCCAUCCUGGGAGAACAUCCGUCCUCGUACAGCGACAACGGAUACGGGUCACACUGCCCCCUGCUGCCUCUGCCCAGUAAUAACCGUUUCAAGCGCAGCUCUCAUGACGUGCCGGAGGUGGUGUCGUAUCCGCUGCCUCAGACCUCCUCCUACAUGAGCCACGCCUCCAGCUCUGUUGCCAUGGUGAGCGGCCUGCAUCCCGCCAAGAUGAACUGCACCCGCAUCUUCAACCUCUUCUGUCUGUACGGAAACAUUGAGAAGGUGAAGUUCAUGAAGAGCGUCCCGGGCACGGCUCUAGUGGAGAUGGGUGAUGAAUAUGCGGUUGACAGAGCGAUUACACACCUGAACAGCAUCAAGGUCUUCAGCAAACGACUCAACGUCUGCGUGUCGAAGCAGCACGCCGUCAUCCCCAGUCAGGUGUUCGAGUUGGAGGACGGCUCCAGCAGCUACAAGGACUUCGCCAUGACCCGCAACAACCGCUUCACCAGCGCCGGUCAGGCCUCCAAGAACAUCAUCCAGCCUCCGUCGUGUGUGCUGCACUUCUACAACGUGCCGCCCUGCAUCAGUGAAGACGACCUGCAGCGGUUAUGCACAGAACACGACGUCCCAGGAUUCAUCAAAUACAAAGUGUUUGAUGCCAAACCCAGUUCAAAGACCAUCUCUGGUUUACUGGAGUUCGACAGUAAGACUCACGCUGUGGAGGUUCUGACGGUUCUCAAUCACUAUCAGAUCCGGAUACCCAAUGGUUCGAACCCGUACACGCUGAAGCUGUGCUUCUCCACCUCCUCACAUCUCUGAGCCGGAGCGACUCAAUCUCCUGCUCCUCUUCUUCGGUUUUUGUCGUCUUUGUUUUUUUGUCUGUAAAUCAAACCAGGAAACUGACACACACACACACACACACACACUCUCUGGAUGAUGUCACUGACGGCAGGACCACGGCAAACACAGGAAGAGCCGAUGAACGACACGGGCUGUUUCGUUCCAUGUAUUUGCUAGUUAAAUUGUUUUCAGGGCGUUUUUUGACCGGACGACAUACGAUAAACACGACAUGAACUGAAACACUGAACUGACGUGUGCAUGACACAGAACAUGGAACACGUGUCUUUAUUAUUUAUGUGUACAGCGGCAGGGGUUUACUAGAGACUAAAGGAUCACCUGCUGGGUUAACCGCUUAACUAGUCACAUGACCUGUAGUCUGUCUGUGCAUUUGUUGUAGUUCUGGGUUUGGGUAGAUGAUUGUGAGACUCUUUGAUCAAUGUCAGUAUGUUAGAUUGACUGCAGCCCUGAUCCAGACACACGAUCAUCACGGCUUCAACACCAGCUGUACAGGAAAGUAGUUUGUUUGUAACUUCCUCUGUUCUUACUCUAGUUGCAGCGUUUGUUCUCAAGGCAGAGCUCAUAAAGUUUACCACCGUUACUGAUCCAGUAAGAAGCCUGCAGUUUUAUCUCACUGCAGUCGAUUUGCUUAACUGUCAGCGAUGAUUAAUUACAUUUCCAUUUAGAGCGACGCAAAAAUAGUCAUAAAAUAAUUCAUGUUUUCAAAUAUGUAAAUAAUAUAAAGGAACUGUAUCUAAAAUUAACAAAGGGCAAUAAAUAAAUACUAAUACAUCCAGUUAUAUAAAUUAAAUUUUUAUGUUUUUAUUCUUAAAUGUAUGCGUUGAUAGGGUUUCAUGCUGGAGCGCCACAAUCGAGUCUGUUAUGCACAUAAUACUCUCUUUUUUAAAAUUUAAACAAGUGUGAAUGUUGCCAUCAUCAUCAUCAUCAUCAGUCUGUCAGAUAAAACAUGAGCUCAUGACGUCAUUUCAUCAGUCUGAUGUUUUAUUCCUGAUUGAUAUCGAACAAAAUUAUGUCCUAAGAAGUUAAAGGUGCAGUAAGCAAUUUCUGAGAAACGUUCUGAAAUCACCAAAACAAACAGGCAUCUUGAUAGCUCCGCCCCCAAAUUCAUGAAAAUGCUAUGCAGCACAGGCACCUCCCCCCUAAUGAGUGGACACGCCCCUUACUGCUGAUUGGCUAUAAGUGUGUUUUGUUGGUCAGUUAGAUCCACUUUCAACAGCGUUUCUCAGAAAUUGCUUUCUGCACCUUUAAGAAACAUUAUUUCUAAAUAUUGUCUGAACGUUUAAAAAACAUUUUUUCUUGAACGUUCCAUUUUAUCAUUCUGCAAACAUUAUGGGAACGUUACUUUUGAAUGUUCUAUAAAACAAGUAGUAACAUUUAAAAAACGUUUUGUGCUAACGUUUUGAGAACAUUAUUAAAGACCAGAUAAUUUUGAACAAACGUUCUAUUAACGUUACUGAAAGAAUGUUUGUUAGUAACGUUAGAGAACCUUACCAGAACGUUCUGAGAACGUUUCCUGUUAGCUGAGUUGCAACUUAGUGGCCAUUUACACCUUAAAUACCCUAAUUUUUACAGUAACUUGCACACAGCUGGUGUAACCGGCCUGAUGGUCAGAUCUGUGUCUUGGCUCUUCAGUGGCUGCACCGAGAGGAACAUGUUAUUAUUAUUAUUAUUAUUAUAAGUUCAUGUGUAACUGACACAUCAACACAUCAGCAGUUCACUGUGAGCAUGUGCAGUCAUUAAAACAUCUGCAGGUCA
Messenger RNA from Ctenopharyngodon idella (grass carp), 3574 nucleotides. Its product is annotated as heterogeneous nuclear ribonucleoprotein L-like. Bases 170 to 1780 code for a protein of 536 amino acids. NCBI's taxonomy places the organism in Eukaryota, Metazoa, Chordata, Actinopteri, Cypriniformes, Xenocyprididae. The record is from RefSeq and is a predicted model, not a curated record. Gene Ontology annotation, molecular function: mRNA binding. Gene Ontology annotation, biological process: regulation of RNA splicing; mRNA processing. Gene Ontology annotation, cellular component: nucleus. The transcript has 13 exons.